UUAUUUGUUACUCUUUCUCAGGCCUGGAGGAUGGCAGUAUCCCAUUUGGACCAGUAGAAGGUGGUGAGGGCCACUCUGCCUAUGGUGGGAGGGUCAUAACAGUCAAGUGGGGUGAGCACAUUAGAAGGAUUGGUAUUGAUGGAACUGCAGAUGCAAUCAAGGAGGCAAUCAGGAACAUGCCUUUGGGAAAUUACACUCUUCACCUUGAUGAAGGAAUCUCAAUAAAAGUAUGCCUCUAUGAUGAUUCUGACCGAAUGGCUGUUCGAACUGAAGACAAAACACUGUCUACUGAAGAUGAAUUUCGGGAUUUUCUCUCACGUAAUGGCUUUACAGGUAUGAUCUCUGUAGCAGCUAGAAAAGUCUGGGAAAUUGGAAGAGUAAUUCCUUUACGUACAAUGAGUUGUGUGGAUAAGAAAGUGGCAGUUUCUAACCUUCAAGAACUGAUUAUACGUUGUUUGUGUUCAAGAACAGUGUUUUUGGCUUUAUGUUCUCUGUUUGUUUGACGAUGAUUGUAGCUUCAUGGGCAGUAGCUGCACUUAUGCUAAUAUUACAUUGGAGAAUAUAGAAAUAGAGAGAAAAUAGAUGCAGAUUUGGAUCAACAGAGGGAGGAGAAGCAACAAGGGCAGUGGCGGCAGAACAGUGAAGCUGGCAAUGCAUGGAAGCAGAGUGCUUGAACAGUGAAUGGUUAACAACAACUCAGAUCUGGAUCACUGAGGUUUGAAUGAUUGAAAUAGAUGUCGGUGGAUGGCGGUUGAGGAAGUGCCAGCGAAGGUGGUGACAAGAGGCAGCAACUGAGAAGAGAACAGAGAAUGAGAGACCGUACAGAGAGUUGUACAGAGAGUUGUGGAGAGGAGAAAAUAUUAUAGGGCUUUUAAAGGUUUUGAGAUUGACCAUUUACAACAAUUUUUUUUUUUUAAAAUAUUUUUAUUCUUCUAAAAUUAAAAAAAAAAA
Messenger RNA from Camellia sinensis, 951 nucleotides. The record is from RefSeq and is a predicted model, not a curated record. NCBI's taxonomy places the organism in Eukaryota, Viridiplantae, Streptophyta, Magnoliopsida, Ericales, Theaceae.